This is a messenger RNA of Prorocentrum cordatum, 327 nucleotides long. Lineage: Eukaryota; Dinophyceae; Prorocentrales; Prorocentraceae. The record is from the annotation of a GenBank genome assembly.
AUGGCUCUUCGAUGCCCUCACAGUCUGCUUCUACCGUUUUGUCUUCCUCGAGCAUCGGCCGCCUCGCGCCCGCCCCGCUGUGCCGCAGAGAACGGCGACACCUGUAUCGUGGGCCUGCUCUGCCCGAGCGCGGCGCAGGUGGACGCGCUCCACGCGAGGCUCCAGGCGGCCGCCUCAAGGGGCCUCGGCGCCGUGGACGCGGCGCCCGCCCGCAACGACGCCUUCGGCAUCUACAACGCGAUCGCGCGCGACCCCAGCGGGUACAUCGUCGAGGUGAUGGCGUUCCUGAAGCCCGACUUCCUGAAGCCGCCCCGCGCGAGGCUGUGA